This is a messenger RNA of Leptosia nina, 2124 nucleotides long. Lineage: Eukaryota; Metazoa; Arthropoda; Insecta; Lepidoptera; Pieridae. The record is from the annotation of a GenBank genome assembly.
AUGCUUUUGUUUCAGUGGCUCGAAUGUGUCCCGGAGAUGAGAGGGCCGGGGGGUGUCAGCAGUGCCUUGCUGCUGCCCAUCGCUCUGCUCUCCUUACCGGCGCACGCGCACAACUUCACAGCUUACAGGGAGGAAUUGGAAUCAUCGCUACGCCUCGUACACGCGGUUGCUACGGGCGCUACGGGCGCCCUUUGCGUAACGCACCACUACGGGCGUCUACGAGCGCCGCUGCACGCAUCUCGCUGGGACGCUGCGCGCGCGCGGGCUGAUCUCGCGGCGAAUAUAUUGCACCAACUCGGAUUGGAUACCGCUAAUGUACUUACGGCGGUGUCACGGGCUCUGGUGAUCGGCGCAAGCGCAUCCGAGCGUGCGGUAGGAGGUCGGGCGAUCGCUUUACGCUCUGAUGGUGUUGUCAAUAAUUCGAUCGCGUGGGAGAGAUACGGGGCCGAGCCAGUAGCUGGUGUGACUCCACCCUUGGAGAAACCACCUGAUCCUGAAUUUCCGUGGUAUGUAUCUGCACAUGAGAGUGAAUCGCUCCGGUCGCCAAAAUUUAUGCCGUCCCCACCCGGAGCGACAAUGGAGGGAUGGUGGACGUACCCGUACUACAGUUGUUCAGCUAAGAGAUGGCUGCUGUCGUACACCGUCCCCGUGACCUCGAUACGAGGGCUUAAGGGCGUAGUUUCGCUCGAUAUAGAUAUAUCUGGCUUGGAAGUGAAUCAGUGUGAGAGCAACGUGGACGAGAACGACAACCAGAUAUAUUCAUUCCACGGGACCCACAAGUGCCCAAAUGAAACCACUUAUUGCGAAUACAAACCGAAUCGUGAAAUGAGCGCACGCCACUCGGGCUGGGCCCGAGGCUCCUAUAUCUGCAAAUGCAGGCCCGGAUAUUACUCGAUACACCAUCCAGAAGGUUUUAAUGGCUCUCUAGUUGAAGUCGCGUAUCAAGAAUAUGAAGACAACGGCGUGGAAAAUUGGAGCGAGCCCUACGAAUGCCUGAAAUGUCAACCCGGAUGCGAAACUUGUCGGGGACCCGAGCCCUGCCUCGCCACAUAUAACUGGCCUUUUCGGAUAUCUCUACUAGUGAUCUCAGUGAGUUGUGCUUUCAUGACGGUGCUGCUGACCAUCUAUACUCGCCAUCACCGUCGGGUCAAAGUGUUUCGUGUCGCCAGCCCAGUCUUCCUCUCUAUCACUCUUCUAGGAUGCGCCAUGAUGUAUAUGGAGAUGGCAGCCAUCUUCCCAGUCCUCGACCGAUAUUCCUGUAUCGCAACAAAAUGGACACGUCACAUGGGGUUUUGUAUAACUUACACUGCGCUUCUCAUGAAAACUUGGAGAGUAUCCCUGACAUACCGAGUGAAGUCAGCUCAUAAACUGAAGCUAACAGACAAACAACUUCUACAAUGGAUGGCGCCAAUUCUGCUCAUUAUGCUGGUAUAUCUUGGAACUUGGACGCUCUCUGCACCGCCAGACGCCGAAGUGAUCACCGACAACCGCGGUUUGAAAUUCAAACAAUGUACAUACAACUGGUGGGACCACAGCUUGGCUAUUGGUGAAAUUCUCUUCUUGCUCUGGGGCGUGAGAGUAUGCUACCGAGUACGCCACGCUGAAAGCCUGUACAACGAGGCACGACUGAUCUCAAUAGCCAUUUACAACAUUUUCACCGUUAAUUCUCUUAUGAUCGCAUUCCACUUGUUAAUCCUACCAAGAGCUGGGCCAGAUAUAAAGUACCUCCUCGGGUUUAUAAGAACACAACUGUCCACAUCAACAACCGUCCUCUUGGUGUUUUUACCGAAAGUGUUACGAGUAGUAAGAGGAACAGGUGACACCUGGGAUAGCCGGGCCAGAGCUAGAGGAGUACCCGCAUCUUCCUCUCUUAACGGAAUCGGUCUGGUACCUGAUGACCCGCCAGAUCUCUUCCAAGAGAAUGAACAAUUAAAGGAGGAAGUGCAGAAACUAGCCGCCCAAAUAGAAUUCAUGAAAAUAGUCCAGAUGGAGAUGCACAACCGCCAUCUGCGUCCAAAGCCAGGGGGUUACUUCAGCGCUAAUGCCACUACUAUGCCACAGAGCCCGAUGCACUCAAAGACUAUUAACAUUUCACAAGAGUCAGAGUGGUCAGGACCAGUGUGA